Messenger RNA from Helicoverpa zea (corn earworm), 858 nucleotides. It is a transcript of the gene Sumo, whose product is annotated as small ubiquitin-related modifier 3. The transcript is spliced from 3 exons. NCBI's taxonomy places the organism in Eukaryota, Metazoa, Arthropoda, Insecta, Lepidoptera, Noctuidae. The record is from RefSeq and is a predicted model, not a curated record. Gene Ontology annotation, cellular component: nucleus. Gene Ontology annotation, molecular function: ubiquitin-like protein ligase binding; protein tag activity. Gene Ontology annotation, biological process: protein sumoylation. The coding region runs from base 145 to 420 and encodes 91 amino acids.
UCCUCCAAGCCACGACCGGACGCCAUUACCACGCCAUCGGACUACGAAUCUGUCAGUAGUACGCUUUUCGUUUGAUAAUCUUUGGAUUUUCUUCGGAGCUGUUUCUUUCGUGUUGAUAGUAUCUUAAAAUAUAUAAAUACCAAAAUGUCUGACGAGAAAAAGGGAGAAAGCGAACAUAUCAACUUGAAAGUAUUAGGCCAAGAUAAUGCUAUCGUGCAGUUCAAAAUCAAAAAACACACACCUCUCAGGAAAUUAAUGAAUGCCUAUUGCGAUCGAGCGGGUCUAUCAAUGCAAGUAGUUCGGUUCAGAUUCGACGGACAGCCCAUCAAUGAGAAUGACACGCCAACAUCACUGGAGAUGGAAGAAGGUGACACAAUAGAGGUUUAUCAGCAGCAGACGGGUGGCUCGCCUCUAGUGUAAUCUUAACUUAAGGAACUGUCCAUUUCCCAUGGGAAGAACGCUAUGGUGAACCCAUCUCAACUUUAACAUUAAGUUAACUUUAAACAUUCAAGUAUAAAAUGUAAAUUUUGAGAUACACAAUUGCAUAGCCAGGCUUUGUAAACCCUAGCAUUGUGUAUCUUAAAACAGUAGUACUGUAUACUCUAUUUAAUUAAGGAGAAAAUUUGAGGUGAACCAAAUGUUCUAGGUAACUUCAAUAAUUAUUCCAUUGUGAUAAUUUUUUUAGUUGACACUUUUUCAGAUCAGCUCCUAAUUUUUUAAGUGUGGCCAAAAAAAUGACACUUGCAAGCUGUAUGUGGUACAUAAAUAAUUUAUUGGACAUAGGUCCAAUCCAGUUGUCAGUCUGUAACCACUGUAAUAUUAAUAAUUAAUAUCUGAAAUAAAUUAAAUUUAAAGCCA